AUGGCCAAUAAUGAUAAAAUAAAGAAUCGAGUAUGUUUGGUAGUUAUUGAUGGUUGGGGAUUGAGUACCGAAAGCAAAGGAAAUGCUAUACUUAACGCUAAGACGCCGGUAAUGGAUGAACUUAUUGGCUUGAACUCUCAUCCAAUUCAAGCGUAUGGGUUGCAUGUUGGUCUGCCAGAGGGGCUUAUGGGUAAUUCAGAAGUUGGCCAUUUAAAUAUUGGUGCUGGACGUGUUGUAUAUCAGGAUAUUGUGCGUAUCAAUUUGGCCAUUAAAAAUAAAACAUUGAUUCAUAAUGCACAUUUGAAAGAAGCAGCUAAUCAUGCUAUUAAAGGAAAUGGUCGUAUUCAUCUUUGUGGUUUGGUUAGUGAUGGUGGUGUUCAUUCGCAUAUCAACCACUUGUUUGCGUUAAUAACAGCUUUAAAGGAACUCAAAGUUCCCAAGCUUUUUAUUCAUUUCUUUGGUGAUGGUCGUGAUACGAGUCCUACAAGUGGAGUUGGGUUUCUUGAACAACUUAUUGAUUUCACUAAAAAAGAAAAUUACGGCGAAAUAGCAACAAUUAUUGGACGUUACUAUGCGAUGGAUAGAGAUAAGCGGUGGGAGCGAAUCCGAGUGUGUUAUGAUGCUUUGAUUGCUGGAGUCGGUGAGAAAACGACGGUCGACAAAGCUGCUGAUGUCAUCAAAGCACGUUAUGCGAAGGAUGAAACAGACGAAUUCUUGAAACCAAUUAUUCUUUCGGAUGAAGGGCGAACUAAAGAUGGUGAUACACUGAUAUUCUUUGAUUACCGAGCUGAUCGUAUGCGAGAAAUCACUGAAUGCAUGGGUAUGGAAAGAUAUAAGGAUCUCAAUUCAGAUGUCAAACAUCCGAAAGAUAUGCGACUUUUUGGAAUGACUCAGUACAAAGCAGAAUUUACAUUUGAUUCUCUUUUUCCUCCUGAAAGUCACAAAAAUGUUUUGGCAGAAUGGUUGGCUGUUCAAGGAGUGACGCAGUUUCAUUGUGCGGAAACUGAAAAGUAUGCUCAUGUCACAUUCUUUUUCAACGGUGGUGUUGAAAAACAGUUUGAAAAUGAAGAGCGCUGUUUAGUACCAUCACCGAAGGUCGCUACGUAUGAUCUUCUACCUCCAAUGAGUUCAGCAGGAGUAGCUGACAAGAUGGUGGAACAGCUUGAUGCAAAAAAGCACCCGUUUAUUAUGUGUAAUUUUGCACCACCUGACAUGGUCGGACAUACUGGUGUUUACGAGGCAGCUGUAAAAGCUGUUGAAGCAACUGACAGUGCAAUCGGACGGGUAUAUGAAGCUUGUAAAAGAAAUAAUUAUAUUCUAAUGGUUACUGCUGAUCAUGGUAACGCUGAAAAAAUGAUGGCAGCCGAUGGUAGUAAGCAUACUGCGCAUACAUGCAAUUUAGUACCAUUUACUUGCUCGUCGGAUAAAUUCAAAUUUAUCAAUGAGUUGCCGGAUCGAGAUAUGGGUCUUUGCGAUGUUGCCCCAACUGUGCUUAAAGUGAUGGGUCUGCCGAUACCUUCUGAAAUGACUGGCAAACCGUUGGUUAUUGAGGCAUGA
Molecule: messenger RNA, 1557 nt
Organism: Thelazia callipaeda (thelaziosis nematode)
Lineage: Eukaryota; Metazoa; Nematoda; Chromadorea; Rhabditida; Thelaziidae
Source: the annotation of a GenBank genome assembly